CUGUUUCGGCAUCUGUGUCACUCUCUGCUCCUCUGUUGCUCUCCUUCUCUUGUUCACAGUCUCUCACAUUUGCUUUUCGUUCCUUGUCCGGUUCCCUGCCCUGGUUCUCCCUGAAUGUUCCGUUCUUGUCUCUCCAACCCGUAACUCAGUCGUCCUCUUGUGGUACCUCUCUCUUCCCUGGCCUCAAUUCCCCUUUUCCUUCCUCCCAAUCUCCUUAAUCUAUCCAUCUCUCUUCGUCCCCCCUCCAUCGCUCCCUUUAAUCUGAAAUGCAGGGAUAGGGAUUAAAUCCCUAGCGUUUGUCCGCUUUAAUUCUCUCUCUAUCUUUCUAUCUCUCCAUCCGGGUGCCUCUAGCAACACACCACGCACAUGUAGUUGUUUGAACGGUAUGACGAGUCUCUCUCCUGGAGGAGUGAGUGAGGGAGGGGGGCUGAGAGAGAGGGCAUUAAAAAAGCGGUGUAAUUGAGGCUUGAUGAGUAAAUUGGAGCGAGAGGGAAGAGUCAGAGACAUGCGUGUUUGUUUUAGACAACAUUGUUAAUAACAGGAGGUGGCCGAGGGCAGAUAGGAUCUGCCAAGCGUGGAUUUGAAGUUUCAUCUCUGAUGUGUACUUGUCAGAACACGAUGUGACGGGCUGACGGCGCCUUCUGGAUCCCGCCUGAGAACUCCAACCUCGGGUUGGACCUUUAGGGAGGGGGUGGGUUGGGGUACAGGGAAGACGGAAAGUCAAUCAGGGGAAGGGAACCACGGUUGAGGGGUAAAGCGUGGCACUUCAAAAACUCCAAGGAGAGGGGAUGGGAAAUUGCACAAAGCCAUCCAUGAAAAACAGAACGAGGAAGGGGGGAAAGGGGAGAGCGGGAAGCCAGGACGAGUCGUCGGGUCAAGGCAAGGAGUUUAAGUCACCCGUGUCGAAACUGAUCCAGAACUGCACCAUGUUGCACAGCCUGGACGUCCCUGCCUGCAUCUUUCUCAGACAAGGCUUUGUAAACAGCCAGCUCGACAGGAACCUGCGACCAGAGGAGAUUGAAGAGCUUCGUGAGGCAUUUGUAGAGUUUGAUAAGAAUAAGAAAGGCUACAUUGGCUACAACGACCUGGGAGAGUGCAUGAGGACCAUGGGCUACAUGCCCACAGAGAUGGAGCUCAUCGAGCUGGGCCAAACUAUCUGUGGAGGAAAGCUGGACUUUGAGGAUUUUGUAGAGCUGAUGGGCCCAAAGAUGCUGGCCGAGACAGCAGACAUGAUUGGAGUUAAAGAACUGAGGGAUGCAUUCAAGGAGUUUGAUUCUAACGGUGACGGUCAGAUCAGUAUAAAUGAGCUGAGAGAGGCCAUGAAGAAGUUAAUGGGAGAACAGCUGACCAACAGAGAGAUUGAUGAGAUUCUCAGAGAUGUGGACCUCAACAGAGAUGGGCUGGUCAACUUUGAGGAAUUUGUUCGAAUGAUGUCACGCUGAGAUGACCAGAUGGUGUCUUUGGGUAACAGCUGGAAAAUGAAAAAUGCAACAUUGUUUUACCUCUUUUAUGACUGAACACUUUUUAUACAGUUAUUUUUAAGCAGCACCUAAUAAAUUAAGUCAAUGCCUAAGUUUGCAUUGGGAAUUAAAGGGCCACAAUCAGCAGUUUAACUAUAAAAAAAAAAAAUAUCUUCAACAUAAUUUUGCAAAGCACUAGGGGAUCAAGCUGAAGAAAUGUAAUCAUACAAUCUAUGGAUGCAAGAUCUGUCUAUCCAAAUAAUAGUUUUUACCUUGUUUUGAGGCUAUUUAGUAUUUUAUAUCAAUGUUAUAUUUUGGGUUCUGAUAGAAUGGUCUGUAGUUGACUUUCACUGCAGCUCUGUUUGCAUAUAUAAAUGUAAGUUGGUAUGGUGUUAACAAACAUUUGCCAUUAUAAUUGUGAAUUUCCUCACCUGAAACAAAUAUGAGCGUUUCUGCAUGUCGCUGAAACGGGCCAUCUACAUUUCUUGGUUGUAGAAAAACCAGUGUCAAGAAUAUAUAACAAAUUCAUAGCAAUUUUUAAUCAUCAGAAGCAGCCAUUGGUUCACAAUCUCAAAAAGACUAGAUAUCUAGCGAGCUUCCGAGAAUCUAUAGAAACUAGUAUCACGUCUUAAAAAGUCUACUUUAGAAAGUGAGAAGAUAAUUUGACAAGGAAGUAUGGCCCCUAUCAGGCUGUAGAGUCCUGCAAUGUCCUGGCCGAGAGAGGAACAUUGUUGAGAGAAGUCCAAUGGCUUUAUUGAACAAGGACAACCGAAUCUUCCCAAGCAACCAGCAAAAAACCCAACAGACACAAAAUAUCUUAAGAUCAUGCAGCAGGCUCAAUUAACAAAUCAGCUGAACUCUUCCAGCACGAAAUGUAUAAGGCAAGGCUGUGGAUAAUAACGUUCACAAACACCUGUCACCAACUGAGGACUCACAAUUAUCUAAGGAGAGAAAACAGCAUCAUUAAGCUCAUGGGGAAUUGGUAGUUCAUGUGUCCUAUUCUUUAAGGAUCAAUAGGUACAUUUCAUGAACGGGUGAACAAAAAUGUGUAUAGCAACUGCAGAUUUCCUGCCGAAAUUCAAAACUGAUUGUUUGGAAUGAAGGAAAAUCCCAUUGCAUGGACAACAUAUUCUAUUUUUUCGUUUUAAAGAGCUUUUUUUUUGGAGAAAGGAAUGUUUGUACUCUGUAUGUCUGACUAUAUGUGUUUUAAAGUAUGUGAAAUGUGACAUUAUUUUCAAAUUAAAAGUACUGUUUACAAUA
Messenger RNA from Esox lucius (northern pike), 2720 nucleotides. RefSeq names its product calcium binding protein 2b (gene cabp2b). Gene Ontology annotation, molecular function: calcium ion binding. The coding region runs from base 789 to 1442 and encodes 217 amino acids. The record is from RefSeq and is a predicted model, not a curated record. NCBI's taxonomy places the organism in Eukaryota, Metazoa, Chordata, Actinopteri, Esociformes, Esocidae. The transcript has 7 exons.